AUGGCAGGAAAAGUUCACGGUUCAUUAGCUCGUGCUGGUAAAGUCAAGUCACAAACUCCAAAGGUUGAAAAACAAGAAAAGCCAAAGAAGCCUCAAGGUAGAGCUUACAUGAGAUUGUUGUACACCAGAAGAUUCGUCAACGUUACCUUGACCAACGGUAAGAGAAAGAUGAACGCUCAAUCAGCUUAA
Messenger RNA from Lodderomyces elongisporus, 189 nucleotides. It is a transcript of the gene RPS30, whose product is annotated as 40S ribosomal protein eS30. Bases 1 to 189 code for a protein of 62 amino acids. The transcript has 2 exons. Gene Ontology annotation, molecular function: structural constituent of ribosome. Gene Ontology annotation, biological process: translation. NCBI's taxonomy places the organism in Eukaryota, Fungi, Ascomycota, Pichiomycetes, Serinales, Debaryomycetaceae. Gene Ontology annotation, cellular component: cytosolic small ribosomal subunit; ribosome. The record is from RefSeq and is a predicted model, not a curated record.